Messenger RNA from Bactrocera tryoni, 2383 nucleotides. RefSeq names its product zinc finger protein 84 (gene l(3)neo38). Gene Ontology annotation, cellular component: nucleus. NCBI's taxonomy places the organism in Eukaryota, Metazoa, Arthropoda, Insecta, Diptera, Tephritidae. Gene Ontology annotation, biological process: regulation of transcription by RNA polymerase II. The transcript has 6 exons. The record is from RefSeq and is a predicted model, not a curated record. The coding region runs from base 414 to 1850 and encodes 478 amino acids. Gene Ontology annotation, molecular function: RNA polymerase II cis-regulatory region sequence-specific DNA binding; DNA-binding transcription factor activity, RNA polymerase II-specific.
GGAAAGAAACAAUAAAUGUGCUUUAAACAAGAACUCAGUAUUCAUAUGUAUAUACUAAGAGAAGUGUUGUGAAGUGAGCAAUAAAAGAACAUUUUCUAAGCUAUAAAACGAAUAUUUCUUAGUGAUAAUAAACAAAUAAAACAAAGCUUAAUAAUAAUAAUAUAUCAUAAAACUCAAAUUAUAACAAAUGUGCAAAAUUGUGUAAUUACAGUACGGAAGAAAUGCAAAAAGUGAAAAGUGAAAGCCAAAACGGAUAAGCAAUAAUUUACGCAACCCACCCAAGCAAGCUUGCCAAUCCGAAUCAUUUGCCAUUUUUUUUUAUUAAUUUCCAAAGAGUUAUAGCUCUGUAUAAAUAAAGAAGUGAUCACUAUUAACAUUUUUCGUCACUGACACAAACUCGCUGUAAACGUGUCAUGAUGAAUUUCUCCGCGUUCGGUGGUCCCUUCUCCGGAAUACAUCAGUUUGCGGCCAAAUUUGGACACGACACACAAGGUCCACCUGGCGCCUUUGCCACGCCCACCGGUAUCAAUGGCAAUGCAACGGCGGGAGUCGCCGAUAAUCAUGUGCAACGCUAUCAGACCAACGGCAAUCAUUUCAAUCAAAAUAUACCAAAUGUCUCGGCCGCCAAUAACACAAUGCAAUACGGACAAAAUAUAUCCAUACCAUAUUCACAGCCGCAAACUGAUUUGAAUUUUCUCAACUCCACGGACCAUAAAGGGAAGAUACAUCCGAAAAUCGAACGCGACCGCGAAGAAGUUUUAAAUCAACAAAUUUUGCAAAAUGUCAAUCAGUCGUGGCAAACAUUGGCCAAUACUGCCAACACCGUUGAUUACUCGUCUCAUUUGCUAUCCGCAACACUGCCAAUCUCAAUACAACACUUCCUCAAAUAUUCCGAAACAAUAAAGAAGGAAUCCUCAGGUAUUGUCGGCUCUCAAAUCAACUCAGGGAAUUUAAAUUUGAGCAAUCUGGAUACAUCACCAUCGGGUUUUAAGGGUGAUGUUCUCAAGAAUGGCACGAAUUUGAGUCUGGCACUCGGCGGUGUCGCACUCGCUCCACCGUCCAAUCAGCAAGCAAAUGGCGCUACACAUCACAAUGGCGGUAUUGUUGGCAUGGAUCAUACUGGCCAUAUGACCAAUAUGACAGAUAAUACAAAUAAUGGUGCAUCUCUACAUCAGGCUGUUAAUGGCAAUGUACCAAAUCCAAAUGUCAAUGGACAAGCAAACAAUGGUCAACCCACCACUAAUGGUACGGUUACGAAUGGUAACACGGUUACGAGCACUGCACCGGCUGGCACCACGACUACCUCAACCGGUGGUACUACAACGACCACUGGCAAGAAAACCCGAAAGAAGAAGCCACCAAAGGAGAAGAAGCCACGCCCGAAACCGGGUGAGAUACGUGAGAUUAAAGCUUUGGAUGGUUCUACGCUCUAUUGCUGCCCCGAAUGUCAGAUGGCCUAUCCCGAUCGUAGUUUAAUCGAACAACAUGUUAUCUCACAUGCCGUAGAGCGGCGGUUCGUUUGCGACAUCUGCAAUGCAGCAUUGAAGCGUAAAGAUCAUUUGACCCGUCACAAGCUAUCGCACAUACCGGAUAGACCACAUGUUUGCAAUAUUUGCAUGAAGUCAUUCAAGCGUAAGGAGCAAUUAACACUGCACAUUGUCAUACAUUCCGGGGAAAAGAAACAUGUUUGCGUCGAGUGUGGCAAAGGCUUCUACCGUAAAGAUCAUCUGCGCAAGCAUACACGAUCGCACAUUGCACGUCGCGUUAAGUCGGAAGUAUCAGCGCAGAAUGUAAAUGGCGGCAGUGGCACCGGAAACACUGCUCAAAACAACACGAUACAAGGCUCCUGAGGUUCGUACAAGGACUUUUGGUAAAUCUUCAAAAAAACUUCACUCGUGCUACAGCAUGUUGAAGGCAUCAACUGCCAUGACCGCGCUUAUACAAAACCGCGUCUCAUGUUAGUGGGUGCAGUCAAUGUGUGUGUAGUGUGAAGUUUCUCUGAAUGUUUAUCAAUUGUCCUGCUGAGCCUUAAACGAUGUAAAAAGAAGCUGAAAGAUAGUAGCAAGUAUGCGAAAGAAAGUGAAUUUUUUUCUAAUUAAUCAUGAGAAGGUAGUGUUUUUUAUUUUAAUUUACAACUAUUUUGGUAAAAGGUUGAAGAAUGUUAGAAAGAGAAGUUGUGCAAAAGAAUAAUAACGUUCACAAUCGCACAAAGCUACAUACAUACAUAUGGAUAUGUAUAAAGUAGAACACGGCGUCGCAUUUGCAAUUGAACGCCAAUAAUAACAACAACUAGUAAUAACUGAAACCGUUAAAUAGCAAUUUCGAUGUACAAAAUAUUUAUUUAAAAUAUAUACUGAUAUUAGGAAGACAAAAAAAAAACACA